Molecule: messenger RNA, 1278 nt
Organism: Caenorhabditis remanei
Lineage: Eukaryota; Metazoa; Nematoda; Chromadorea; Rhabditida; Rhabditidae
Exons: 6
Coding region: 1-1278 (425 amino acids)
Biological process (GO): regulation of transcription by RNA polymerase II
Cellular component (GO): nucleus
Molecular function (GO): RNA polymerase II transcription regulatory region sequence-specific DNA binding; DNA-binding transcription factor activity, RNA polymerase II-specific
Source: RefSeq, a predicted model, not a curated record
AUGAUCUCAUCGUCUGAUUCUGUCACGACACCACCUCCUCCUCCGGCAUCGUCUUCCUCAUCUUCUGGUGGAAAUUCUGGAAAUUCUGGAGGAUCAGAAGACGCCAACGUCAACACAUCAAAACCAUCACCAUUGAUGGACCAUCGUACUGUACGAGAGGCGUUGAUGAGUACAACUCAGUCAAUGGUUAAGAGGGAAUUGGCAUCACCGUCGUUCUCUCCGAUGCCAAUGGGAUUUGAUGUAACAUCAGACGGUCUCUCGGCGUUGUCCGUCGUCGGUACCAUGAUGAUGAAGGAGGCGAAUGGUGCUGCUGGAAACGGUAUCGGAGUUGGUGCAGAUGGACAACAGGGAUUCGGAGAUUUCAAUUAUAUGAAUAUGAUGCAACCGAUUCAUUUAGCAGCUAUUGGUCGUCAUGGAUCUCAUGGAUCAGAACGUCAUCUGUCCACGGAGAGUGCAAUGACCCAAGCACCAGCAUCUGUCCAAUCCACGAAACGAUCACGAUCGACACACGAUGGAUUGAUGAAAUGUCAAUUUUGCCCGAAGAAAGUGAACAGCGAAGCAGCGCUAGAACGUCACAUGGUGGAGUGUCGAAUGAUACGUCCACACGAAUGUGAUCGGUGUUUCAAACGAUUCAAAGCUCGCGGUGGACUUCAACAACACAUGAGAAUUCAUAACAAUGAGAAGGCGUACGUGUGUCAAUACUGCGCUAAAAGUUUCACACAGAAAAGUCAUUUGGAUCAGCAUGAAAGAAUUCAUACAGGUAUCAAACCAUUCCUUUGUGCAUUCUGUGGACGUGCAUUCCGUCAACGUUCUCAACAAAUUGGACAUGAAUCAACUCAUCUCAACCACUUCUCAUCUUCAUCGGCUCAACAAACUCCUGGCCAGACGACACCAUCAUCGUCGUCGUCCACAUCUUCAGGAUCAUCUGGAGAGAAACGAGAUGAUGUCAUCGGAGGAGGAGGAGGAGGAGGUCAGAAUGGAGGGCAGAGUUCUGGUCAACAGCAACAACAACAACAACAACAGCAGAUGUUAUUGCACCCAACACCACCAACUCCAUCACCGGAACAACAGAAUCAACUGAAUAUGGCAGCGGUUGUAAUGCAACAAAUGCAUCAUCAUGCUCGUCAACACACCGAACUCUCUUCACUUCUCGCAUUGAAUCAUGACUUUGUUCAUCAGAAUGCUGGUCAAAACGGCGGACAACACCAUCAAUUCGGCCAAUCAACUGCUGAAGCUACAGCCAAUGGAAUGAGAAUGCUUAGCCAUAUCGCCUCCUAA